AUUAAUAAUCAACAGUUUUUGUCUGAUGGAUAUAUAAACGGGGCGGUCAAAAUGAAUUGCACCAUAUCUCAGCAAUCGCUCUGAAGAGAUAAAUAGUCUUGCAACAUUUUGCAAAACAAACUUUUAUCUUGAUUUUAAGAUUUUGGAUUUACUUAUCUACCACAAUGGAAAGUGACAAAGCUCAGGCCCAGGCUCUUCUGCUCUUCAACUGUGUGCAUCAGGGACACUUUAAUGUUCUCCGGAAGCUGCUGAAGGCAGGGGCAAACCCUAACGUGUACGACACGGAGGGAGAGCCCCUCAUCUUCAUCCCCGUUGUCAAUGGCGACUACGAGACCUUGGAGGUCCUGCUAGAAAGUGAUUCUUGUGACAUCAAUAUCAAAAGUUUGGAUUCGGCGACUACGGCCCUAACAACAGCUGUAGGGUUAGAAGAUCUUGAGAUGGUCAAGUAUCUCAUCAAAGCUGGAGCUGAUGUCAACUGUAUUGAUGAGGCUGGGAAAUCGCCACUUCUUCUAGCUCUCCAGGACGGGAAGUUUAAGAUCGCCCAGUACCUCAUGAAACAAGGCAGUGAUGUCAAUAUUGUGGAUGAACUCGGACAGUCAGCACUCUUCUUGAUCGCUAAUGGUGGGAAUAACGAUUGUUUGAAAACAGUCAAGAAACUCAUGAAAUACGGAUAUUCUCUUGAGAAAGACUCUGCAUGGAUAUCUCCUGAAGAAAUAGACUUGGAAAAAGUUCAAAGUAAAUCCAAGAUCAACAAGCUCCUGAAAAAAGUGUCCUCCAAACUGUUGUCGCUUCCAUCCAUCCAGAGCCAGACCAUCUGUAACUGCACCACAUGAGCACGUGGUUCGUAACAAAGGCCAAGAAGCUGCUACCACAGAGCAGUGUGUCCGACAAUGCAGAGUCAAGAACCUCGCUCGGCCAGGAACCAUUUCUCACCGGAGUCGAAGGGAUCACAAAAAGCCCCUGAUUCCGCCCAUCCCACGGGGGGUUCGUGCAUACCGUUUGUUCUUCAUAAUGUUAUGAUGAAACAUAUCAAUGUCUAUUGCUGCAAGGACUCAUGUCUCAACAGGAUGUUGAUACAAGAUCAAUGAAUAUGAUAUUAGUUAUUGACUUUUUCAGAAAAAUAAAAUAUUCAUUAUUUA
Messenger RNA from Magallana angulata, 1139 nucleotides. Its product is annotated as ankyrin repeat and SOCS box protein 3-like. Gene Ontology annotation, molecular function: protein binding. Lineage: Eukaryota; Metazoa; Mollusca; Bivalvia; Ostreida; Ostreidae. The coding region runs from base 165 to 833 and encodes 222 amino acids. The transcript is spliced from 3 exons. The record is from RefSeq and is a predicted model, not a curated record.